UAAGUAACUUGACCAGUCAUACAGCUAGUACGCAUUGGUAGGUGGAUUUCAAACCCAGAUCUGUCUGGCGUUUGGAACCCAUGUUCUCAAAUUCAGUGGUCUGCAGAGUAGCAACAACUGCCUUUUACCACCACUGACCAGCUCCGGGGUACUGCCCUCCUGGCCACAGGUCUGAACACCCAGCCAGACUUCCUUUUCCAAGCCCAUCACAUCCUUCUCCCACUUGCCAAUGAAACUCAACUGUAAGUCACCACAUCAGGCUGCCUGACAAACGAAUCUCUUUUGCAAUGCCUUGGACCAUGGCAUCCAUCCCAAAUGCCUCCCCAACCUCAUGCUCCAUUGCUCUUCUGAGGGUUUGGUUCACAUUCCUCACUGACCUUUUGCUUAUGCUCUUUGCCCUUCUUAGAAUCCCUUCCCAAACCCUUCGAGAGCCACCCGUUGAAGUCCCAGAAGACUCCUAAUUUCCUCAAUCCAAUGAUCUCACACAAUUCUGCAUCUCAAGGCCAGAAACAGCCUCAGAAAGCUCCUCUGACCCAAUAUGCAGUCAGGAAGCUGCAAAGAGCAAGGAGGGCUUGAGUUCCAGUCCGACUAGCAUUGGAAGGAGGAGAAAGGACACCAGUGAAGCUGUUUCUUUGAAGUCCUAUGUCACCAGUUUUUUCUCCAAAUCUUGCUUAGGGACAAGGGGGUAAAAGAUGUUGAGAGAGAAGUGGGGUUGGAGAAAGAGACAGGUGCAGCUGAGAGAUUGCUAGAGAGAAAGGAGAGAGUGUGGGAGCCAUAUACGUAGAUGGCUUAUCUUCCUAUAACAUCAAUUUCUCUGGACUAUUUUGGGUAGGGAAUGAAAAUCUGUAACUUAAAACAUUUUAAUAUUUUUAAAAGAUUUUAGGGAACAUUAAGACCUAAAAGUAAAAUUCUCCAGAAUUUUAAGCUAAAACAUGAAAUUGUUAAGAAAUUCCGUGCCCGUAGCGGGGAGAAUUAGGGCUCCUUCCCCAACUGGGGGUGAUUCCCUUUGUUCUGAGGUUGGGGGAUAAGUGAGAGCCCAGCGCCUGGCGGGAAGUGAAGGCAGCUAUUGUGAUCUUCGGGGGCCGGGGAAGGGAGGCUCAGUGCCCAAGAGUAUGACCUAGCCAGAGGCUCUGGGAAGGAGCACCCCUGCGUCCCCUCUGCACCCUUGGCGACAGGGUCUGGGCAGGAGGCGGAGAAUGUCAGCCGCGGAGUCAGUGGCUCCGCCCACUCUCUCCCGAACCGCCCCAGCAUUGACUCCACGUGGUUUUCACCACUCGCAGCGCAGAGCCGGUGGUCCCGCGGCAGCUCCAGCUCCAGGAGUGGCGCGGCGGCGAGAACCGCGAGCCCCCAAGGGAUCAGUCUGUGACUUCUCCCCUGAAAAGAGCGAGGAACGCGCCCUUCCGAUAAAACUGGACUCCAACCAGCUUCCGACGACAAGCUUGGGACGGAGAAUCCCAGAGUCCCGAAGGACAAGUCAGCGGCCCCAGGGGAAGGACGGCCGAGGUCACCAUCCAGACCGCCAUGGCCGCACCCGCCCGCAGUCUAUGCCACAUCGCCUUCCACGUGCCCGCGGGGCAGCCCCUCGCCCAGGAUCUGCAGCGCAUCUUCGGCUUCCAGCCCUUGGCAGCGCGGGAGGCAGACGGCUGGCGGCAGCUGGCCCUGCGCAGCGGCGAUGCAGUCUUUUUAGUGAACGAGGGCGGGGGGCGCGGGGAGCCGCUGUACGGCCUGGAUCCGCGUCAUGCCGUGCCUAGUGCCACCAACCUGUGCUUCGACGUAGCGGACGUUAGCGCCGCUGCCCGAGCGCUGGCCUCGAGAGGCUGCAGCGUCCCAGUGGCCCCUGUUAGCGUGCGGGAUGCGCAGGGCACCGCCACCUACGCCGUCGUCAGCUCGCCGGCAGGCAACCUCAGCCUGACGCUGCUGGAGCGCGCUGGCUUCCGCGGACCCUUUCUGCCCGGCUUUGGACACGUACCCUCCGCAACCGGCCCAGGCUGGGUCAGCCACGUGGACCACCUGACUCUGGCCUGCACCCCCGGCAGCUCCCCAACACUGAUGCGCUGGUUCCACGACUGUCUAGGCUUUCGCCACCUGCCACUGAGCCCAGGUGAGGAUCCAGAGCUGGGCCUCGAGGUGGAAGCGGGGUCUGGACGCGGGGGGCUGAGGCUUACCGCCCUGCAAACCCCGCCAGGCAGCGCUGUCCCCACCCUUCUGCUGGCCGAGUCCCUGCUAGGGGCCACCGACGGACAGGACCAGAUAGAGCAGUUUCUGGCCCAGCACAGGGGACCGGGCCUGCAGCAUGUGGGGCUGUACACCCCGAACAUCAUGAAAGCCACUGAGCGGGUGGCAGUGGCUGGAGGCCAGCUCCUGACUCCUCCUUCCGCCUACUACCUGCAGCCGGGAAAGGAAAGACAAAUCCUAGCUGCAGGGCACGAGCCUAGCCUGCUGGCCCAACAGGGCAUCCUGCUAGAUGGCGAUAAAGGCAAGUUUUUACUUCAGGUCUUCACCAAGUCCCUCUUUGCAGAGGACACCUUCUUCCUGGAGCUGAUUCAGAGGCAGGGGGCCACAGGCUUCGGCCAGGGCAACAUCCGGGCGCUGUGGCAGUCGGUGCAGGAGCAAGCUGCCAGGGGUCAGGAAGCCUGAGGGCCAGAACCGGCUGCUGUCACUUGUCCUGGAGCUCCGGGGAGUCCAGCACAGGGCCUGCAGGAACCAGGAAACACCUAGAAGCCUGGAGUGAAAGACUUUGUCCCUAGGGGCCAGGUGUGGCCUCUAUCUUAACAGUACCUGCUAGAAGUUGACUCCCUCACUGGGGUCCAAAGAGGUGGGAUUUUUUUUUUAACUAUGAAAGAUUUCUUACAUAGUCUAUAUUUAAUAUAUAUUAAAGAUACAAAGAAUAAAGGAAUUACACAAUUAGGAAAUAGAACAUAACCAAUACUUUUGAA
Equus caballus (horse) is the source of this 2936-nucleotide messenger RNA. RefSeq names its product 4-hydroxyphenylpyruvate dioxygenase like (gene HPDL). The record is from RefSeq and is a predicted model, not a curated record. Gene Ontology annotation, biological process: aromatic amino acid metabolic process. Gene Ontology annotation, molecular function: 4-hydroxyphenylpyruvate dioxygenase activity. Lineage: Eukaryota; Metazoa; Chordata; Mammalia; Perissodactyla; Equidae.